Messenger RNA from Anopheles arabiensis, 12315 nucleotides. It is a transcript of the gene lilli, whose product is annotated as AF4/FMR2 family member lilli. Gene Ontology annotation, cellular component: super elongation complex; nucleus. Gene Ontology annotation, biological process: regulation of gene expression. The record is from RefSeq and is a predicted model, not a curated record. The transcript is spliced from 16 exons. Lineage: Eukaryota; Metazoa; Arthropoda; Insecta; Diptera; Culicidae. Bases 2033 to 7675 code for a protein of 1880 amino acids.
CAAACUCUUUUGCUCUCUCUAAUAGAUACACACACACAAAAGCAGUCAGAUAUCCAAAUAGACACACACACAUAAUGGUGACAAUCGGCAUCCUGUCGACGUUGCGCCGGUAUGAUCCUUUGCACAGAGUGUGCGAAAGAGAGCAAACAUUUAAUGGGGAAAAAAGACACAGUUGGAGAAAAACUAUCAGAAAUCCCAUAAAAGUCCUUGUGCGGUUGACAUUUGCAAGAAGCGAAGGCUACACACCUUGUGUAUCUGUGUGUGUGCGCGCGCGUAUUGGUGGGCGAGUGUGUGUACGUGCGGUUGCGUGUUUUUACGAUGUGUGCAUUGCUAUUCCCACCGAAGCAUGCCAUGCAUGCGUGUGCUGAUUUCAAGCAGUCCCCGCUAGACUGUUGCUGCUUUUCUACGGGUGAUCAGUGUAUUUGUGUUGUGUAAGUGUGUGGUGCAGGUGGUUUAACAACACGAGCAUACACGUGCCUCCACAGCAGCAGCAGUAAGCAGCCGCCUUGAAGCAAAGCAGCAGCUAAGAAGCAAGAAAGAAGUGGUGAAGAAAAAAUUAAAAAUAGUGUGGAAAACCCGGCUCACGGCACGUCUCUGUGUGUAACUUUGGCUACAACACACCGGUACGCGUGCAUUAUUCUCUAUUUACAAAUGCAAUGGAAAUGAGCUGCCGCAGGCGUUAGAGUAGUGUGCACGCUGGAAUCGCGGGAGAAGUUGGUGCGUCCCAUCGCUCGGUGCUGAUAGUGAUAGGAGGGGGAUGCGGAGUGGGUUUGAGAGAGUGGUGUUGGUGAUUGUGCGGAUUUUGCUCUGCUGAUUACAUAGCAGUGCAAUUUCAAGAGACACAUUUCUGGUCCCGCUUGCCCCAGAAGCGGGUGUGUAUUGGCAGGAGGGUGAAAUUAGUGUAACGCCUGGUGGUGGUGGUCCCGCGGUUCGCACACUGUUACGCGUGUGAUGCACAACCCCCGUACGCAAAGAAAAGAUGUGUGAGCAAGAAGAAGGGUGAAAGGAAAAAUCACAGCAAGAUGUGUGCAUGUGUGUGCGUGUGAUGAUUACCUUUGCCGUAACAGCGCCGAGAAAGAAAGUAUGUGUGAGUGUGUGGGUGCAAGUGGCGGUAUAGCUUGGUGGUGAGAAGCAAUGGAAUGUGAAAAUAGUUUUGAAAAUCAAAUUGCAAUAGAAAAGUAGCCUUAGAGCGAUAGCGGGUGCAUUGUGUGAGGGAGAGAUAUAAUACCGCAAGAGGCAAGAAUUAAGUGAUAACGGUGGGUGCAUUUGUGUGUGUAUGUGCGAGUAUUUAUGCACAAGUGUGCGCGUGUGUGUGGUCACGGUGCGAAAGGUUUAUCAGUGCCCUAGAGCGUGAGUUGGUGAUUAAAGAAAACAUAGUUUAUCUCCCAUCGAUGUGGAGCCAACCCCCACCACCGCCCCUCAAGUGCAAUAACGGUUCUGGUGGAUGAAGUGUGGUGUUGCCUUCCUCCGAAGAGGGCGGUUCCGCCAACAGGCGGUAAAUGGCCAAAGGCCAACCCAACCAUAACCGUGGUGCCGUGCAGGAUAGCGAAGCGCCGAGAAGAGUAAUAUUAGCGCAAACAAAAAUUGUGCCCGAUUAGUAUGUUGUGUGUAGUUUUUAGUUAGACGCGUUUAACCCGGGUGCGUGUGUGUGGGUUAGCCCCCCCCUAGCCCGGCAAAGAUGAUUUGUCAGUGAAAAAUAUUAUAUCGAAAAAAAAACCGGCAGCAAUAAUUAAUCUCUUCCUACUGGUGCAAUCUACGGCGCAUUGCAAGCGCAGUGCAAUGAACCAGUGCGGCCAUCAUCGCGCUACCAUUGACAGAUACAGUAGCAUCGUCUUUUGUUUUCUUCGCGCAGCAGGAGAGUGCACGACGUGUGUCUGCUCUUUCCACAACAUUCACACAUAAACGCAUAAACGAUUAGGACAUAAGAAGAGAUAGACCGCGUCGUCGAUCGAUCGGCAGAUCAUCUCCGUCUUCAUCGGCACUGUCGUCCGCGUCGUCACUCCGGACGACCGGCGUAGUCGGUGAAUUGGACAUGAACAAAUCGCUUUACCCAAGGCACGACGAUGAGCAUGAAAGGAUGGAGCGGAGAGAACGGGAUAAACAGGCCCGUGCCCAGCUACAGGCCGAACGGGAACCGGAACCAACAGCCCCACUAUUUGCAGCACCAGUUAAAGUGCAAAGUCCAUCCGAUAUGGACAUGCACAUCGCGAAGCGACUUGGUAACUUCGAGGUAGUUAAGAAACACAUCCUGGAACCGUCCACAUCGCAUCAUGUUAUCGGAAUUGCCCCAACCCCUUCAACGCCAUUGCGUUCGUCGAGCGCGAUGCCCAGCCUGGUCGCCGGCAGCCACCAUCGGUCGCUUCCACCAAAAACCAAUAGCAAUAGCAGUAGUAGUACCAUUAGCAAUAGUAAUGUCAACUUCGUCAAACCGGCCGACAAUCGCUCCGUUUACAAUGGACGGCCAUCGGGAUCGAGCGCAGGAUGGAACAAUCUACCGGGCCAUUAUACGUCCUCUUCUUCAUCCUCAGCGGGGUCGUUUAACAAACACGAGGCGCACAACUUCUCAUCGAAAGGACCGCCUUCAUCCGUUCCACCUUCACUGAUGAACGGCCGAACCUCGUCAGCGGGAGGAAGUAUCGGCAGCAGCAGUGGUGGAACCGGUGGUCCAUCCUUUGGCAGUGAUAAGUUACCCUCGCAAAUGCCCAACGGUCGACUGUCCCAGGUUGCAAACUCAAAAAUGCCUAGAGUAAACUCAAGUGAUAUUUCAACUCCGCUCAAACAGGGCAGCAACGUGGAGAAGAUAUUGAACGAGAUGAAGAUCAACGUCAUGACGCCGCUGACGGAAAUCGGGGCCACACCGCGCAAGGAGUUGGAAUCGAAGUUUAACUUCAACAACCCGAGCGCAAACCCGAGGCACGUUUACGCCACCCUGCCUUCAAUGUUGGGGCCGCUGAAACCUUUGGCUGGAGGUGCGGGUGGUACCACGAAAUCGUCCCUUUCUGGAUUGGCGAUGCGUCCACUUAGCUCAAAUAUAGAGGACGAUAAUCCAAACAAUGGCUCGGAUAGCGACGACGGUGCAGACGGAGAGUCGAAGAAACGCAAUUCUAGUGAUACCUCAUCGAAUGAAAGCGCAGACGAAUCAUCGAGCGAGGACUCUAACAUUGGCAAUAAAUUGGGAGGAACCGUUCCCGUGGCAGGCGGUCCAAUGGCUGGAGGAAUGAAUGGAAAUGGUGUCAGCGGAGCAGCAGGAGAAGGAGCGACUGGAGCGGCUGGAACAGGAAAUGGAAAUGGCAAUAGCAGUCCCGUGCGGAGGCCAAGCGAUUGGUCACUGCUGAAUUUCCUAAAGCAGCCUACCAGCAAUAGUCAACAAGUGCCAACAAACGAAAGUGCUCCCCAUGUCGGUGGUGGUGCUGUUGGGGAUCGCACUAGUGCCCAUCAUCAUCAUCAACACCAUCACCAAAACUUACACCACACACAUGAAGAAAAUUCCGUAUCAUCUCCAUUGCGACAGCAAAGAUUAGGCGGUUUAAGUGAAGUCGUACAAGGAUUCAUCGCAUCCCCUAUUGCGGACGGACGCUCUGCGACGGUUGCACCUGUAAAAAACGAACCCCUGGCGCCGUUGGACGAUGACCACCUAUCAAACGCAAGCAGUAACGCGAGCAAUAGCGAGCUGCCUGCAGGCCAGGGUGUAUCUUUGUCCUCCGGUAUCAAUGCAGGAUCCUCAUCGUCAUCGUACGUAAAGCAGGAACCGUAUCCCAGCGAAAACAGUGCCUCGCCACCCGGAAUCAAGAGUGAGCAAAAGGAUGACGGUGCCGAUCGGUUAUCGUUGUCUAGUCCUGCGAAAAGUCCGGAGCUGCAACAUCACGUCGGUAACUAUAGCCUCCACCAUCGCCAACAGCAACACCUGUUUAACGACAGUGUCGAACAGGUAGAUGUGAUAUGUGCCCUACAGGAAGCCAAAGAGUUUAGCCUGAUCAAACCCAUCUCGAGCAUGUCGGAUUCCGAUUCGGACGACGCAGAGAUACCCUCAAUGGUCGGUGGCGACCUUGAGCAACAGCACCGUGUAAAUCUCCACCACGUUAACACCCAUAUGUCCCAUCAACCGGAUGGGGAACCGGUGGCGGCGGGAAAUGGUGUAGUGUUAGCGUCAACGACAGUUAACGCUGUCAAAAAGAAAAAGUGGAAACGGAAGCUUAUAGCUGGAAGUGGCAAUGAGCGUGAAACUCGCGAUAGUUCAACAAGCAGCAGCGAAGACGAACGAUACGGUGCAGCGCGAAGAAGUCGAUCACAGUCCUUUGAGAAGGAAAAGACGCAUCUGAAACCGCGGGGUCGAGUGCGUAAAGGACACAGUAGCAAUACUCAUGGUAGUGGUGGUGGUGGAGGUGGUGGUACUACAAGUGCCGCAUCCAGUGCUCGUUAUUCAGAUGCAGACUCUAUAACGAGUGGAGGUGGACACCGGUCAAGCAAAACGUCCUCCCAUGGGUCAACACCUACCAAAAAAGGUAGCGCCUCGUCGGCUAUAAAUUCGCUACCGUACGCUCACGGUGAUACUGGAGCUGCGGGUAUUAUGAGUCCUCCGAUUAGCAUUCCGUCUGUUGAUGGAAUCGUCCUGUCGAAAAAGGCAAACUCCCGCAAACCGCGCUCGUCAAAGAUUCUCAGCAGCGAAACAGUGCUUUCCACCGAGAGUAGCUCCUCUUCGUCGGGUUCGUCGGCUGAGGAGGACGGAGUAGCAUCGUCAGGAGAGUCUGCGGACUCAAAUUCUGGUCACGAACGAUCUACACCCGCACCAGCUGAUCCCGUUGUGCCAGUGAUGAAGGCGAAGAAGCAUAAAUCGAAGAAGAAGCUGGACCAAAUGGCACCGGCUGACGUUUUGACGAGCAACAUAUCAGCGGGCAAGGGAAAUGGAUCGAUCACCAACGAUGUUUCUAUGAAAAAUGGACCCAUCAAUGGAAGCGGCAGUAGUCGGAGUAGCAAUAACUAUCAUCUACACAAUCUUUCAUCCGACAGCAAUGACGAGAGGCCUUCUUUAAUAACAUCGCCCUUCCAAGGCAGCGGUGGAAGGUUAGGAGAAGUUGCAACUAGUGGAAACCUUCCCAAGAAAUCACAUAAACUAUCAAUCAGUCAGACAUCAGUCGAUGAGGAAGAAUCCCGUGUGCUCAACUCCAACGGAAACAAGACUGUCGACGACGACGAUGACGACGACGAUGAUGAUGAUGACGAUCGCUCUGAUUCUCACAGCGAUAGUGAUAGCGAUACUCCAACCAAAAAAGAAAAGAAACAAAAUAAAAAUAAGAAAGCGGCUCUCUUUGCUCGGGUGUUUAUCAACACAGCUGCUGCCAGUGGUGGCAAGGGAAAGGGCGGCAAAGGAAAGGGUGGAAAAGGCAAGGGUCAAGUUUACAUUGACCACGUUGAUGAGCUGAAUGUGGCGAAAAGCAAUGGAGCUUCGACGACACCAAACGCUAACAAUCAAGCUGGAACAGCAGCUACCGAGAUGCGGCGAUCGGCACAUCAGCACCUCACCGUACCAGGACUGGUGGAAACUUCUCCCAGGCCACCUUCUGCCACAGGAGAGAGUCGACCCAGCAGUCAGGGAACGGCAGGGUUAGCGGCGGCCGUCUCACCUACACUGGACAAGAUGCUCUAUUCACAUACCAGUGGUGCCUUAAGCAACAACAAUGUUUCGCUCGUUUGUCGGAUCGAUCUAAGUCGUUUGUUAAAAAUUCCACCGCCACCACCACAGAACCGGCCCCAGUCUGGACUGCGGUCACACGAUAACUACAACGCACACCGCAGUGCCUCUUCCGCGCGACAGAAGAACAAAAGCCCGUACGAUCAGCUGCACGGUAAGCGGCGGCGAAGUUCGGUGGGCCAGCAAGACCACCACGAUCGCAGUGGCAGCUCAGUGCACAGUUCCUCCUCGACACCCAGGCUACUGGAUGAUCGUGUGUCGUAUGGUGGAAGCGUUCCCAAUCGACUACUGGCGGGUGAAUCAUCGCCAGUGCUAGAAAAUGGAACUAUUGGAUCCUCCGAGCGACACAGAAGCAAUUCCAUCAACAGUGACCACAGUGGUGCCGCCCAGAAGGCGCGAGAUUAUCGCGCAGGACUGGAUGCUUCUUACGGAAAUAAUUCACCUUCGUUGCACCAUCGGCAUCAUCCGCAAACCACCUACACUAACCAUCAUCAACAUCUUGCCAGUCAAUCCGACGCCGGGCCAAAAGGCGUCGAAAGUGACAAGUACGACGAAAAAUUGUUGACAAAAUCCGAAAAACUCGGCUACGACGACCAGCGUUUGAAGGAGGACAAGACAACUUCCCUACUUUACGGCAGCAACCGUGGCAGCGGUGGUGGAAAAUACUCCAACUAUGGGGGAGUGAUAAAGCAGGAGAGCAGUACGCCAGCAGCUCAAUCAUUGAUUAAACAGGAGUACAAUAGGGACGAUUUGUUGACGGAUAAUAAGCUGGGAAAGCCGACCAUGGGACCUACGUUGACAAAUGGUACAGCAGGAGAUGGAGAUACGGGAGGCAGUGGACGAAUGCGUAAGCGAUCCGUCAGCUCGGGGAGUAACAAUACGUACAAGGAGAAGCGCCGGAAAAAGGAUAAAACAUCCGCCAACUUACAGACUGAUCAACUUGACCAACUACCACCAACCAAUCACGAUCGGUUAGAUGAAAGCUCAUCGGGAGCAAGCUCAGGUCGUACAGCGAUAGCAAUUGAGAGAAACGGACAACAGCAUCACAGCAGCACCAAUGUUCAAGGGCAACAGCAGCAACAACAUCUGACGGUCGGUGCUAAUGGGUUUGAUUCGGGCAUUGCGCCCGCAACAGGCGGUGAUAUUGGACCACCAGCAGAGGUCCCGGUGCAAAUCAAAAAGGUGUAUGUGUCGUACUUCGAACGCAACGAGGAAGUACCGGAAAUACGGGACCAAAGCCGAUUUCUCUCGGAAGCAAAGCGGUUAAAGCACGCGGCCGAUCGGGAAGGAGACCAUUUAGCACAAGCAAUGCUGUACCUGGAAGCCGUGCUGUUUUUCCUGCUCACUGGCGACACGAUGGAGCGAGACCCGAUUACCGAGAAAGCUGCCUUUACGAUGUACAAAGAUACGCUUUGUUUGAUUAAGUUCAUUUCGUCUAAAUUUCGUAGUCAACUGCAAAAUCAAACGAUGCAGGGUAAUAUCCACACAAAGGUGGCGAUUCUCAGUUUGCGCUGUCAAUCAUUGAUCUAUCUCAAGUUAUACAAGAUGCGCCGAAUGGACAUGAAAGAAACGGGCAAGACAAUCGGCGAAUUUAAUCACAAAACCAGCACAGUACCGGCGGAGCUAGCUAAUGGUAAUACUCCGUCUCCACUGUCGCCCACGUCGGUUGGUUCGCAGAGCUCUGGUUACAGUUCUGGACAAAACAACCACGUUGGAUCAAUGCCGCCGAUGAAUUCUUCUCCUGCUCAAUGCAUUAUAAUGCCAAUAAAUGUCCAUGCAGCGUAUCAAAAGCAAACUACGUUGUUUACUCAUCUUUCCACUUGUCUCGAUCUUUGGGAGCAAGCGGAUAGCUUAGUGUCACGCGGGAACCAUGUCGAAUUUUUCAUCGAACUAGAUCACGAAAACGGGCCCAUGACGCUGCACAGUUCCCUGUACAAUGUCGUAAAGUACGUACAAGCUGGGAUUCAGAAGCUUCGGCGCAUGUAACAUUGGGUCAUGCUGGUAGAACCGGUGCAGAAGCAGCUAGAACCGUUCUAGCCAGUUAGAGAACUUUCUUAUUAUGACAAUAAUGACCAACGACGAGCAGACGGGAAAGGCUGAAGAAUAUGGAAGGCCGUACGAGACGGACGCAAAAGCCUCUGCUUGAACAAAUAUCUUUUCACACUCUUAAGUCUAUCCACAGCAUCGCUUUCUGUCAAUAUAACAUGACAGAUAAAUUGGACCAGUACCGUUCUGUGUAUUACCAUGCGAACUACAUAGUAUCCAAAAGCAAUCCAUAAGGCGCAAAUCACAACUUUUACAAUUUCCAGAGCUAUGUUGUCAAUGGUGUUUGUUGCGUUACAUGAUUCUCAAAGUGACGUUACGAACGUAAAUUCAACUAUAUGUCAUAACAUAGAGCGUUUCUUCAGUUAUGUGAACGAUUGCAAUGUACCAAUCAAAUGGUUAAAAUGAGAACAUAAGUUGGCCGAACACUAGAAUCCAGCCGAAUGCUGGUGGGAAUGGCAAAAUCAGCAUACGAAAACAAUCAACAACAGCAGCAGCAACAACAGCUUCGUGAUCUUUGGUGAACCAAAAUGGCUCAACUGUACGCUUUUGUUAUUUUCACAGCCGUAGAGGCAACUAAGUAAUCGUAUUUGUUAUACAUGAACCACACUAGAGAGGGAGAAAGAGUUGGCGGUAUAUUAGAAUAAUUUAUAUGUUGGUUUGCUUUGUCGUUAAACAUACGCAUGAAUGAUGAAUUAAGUUAUUGAGAGCAACUGCAACACUGUGUAAAAUUAUCAAGCUAAGAGAUGAUAAAUGGUAAAUAGUUUUAUUUUGUUGUGGAUUAUCGUUUUGAAAAGGUGUCUGCCAUUAUUUUUUUUUACAAACUUUAGUCGUUUUACUGCGAUAGGCCAAUUGCAGGAUCUUACCACAUUUUUUCAUAAAACCAUCAGCUAAAGGGCGCUAAAUUAGAUUGUGCUUCAUAGUGGACUGAUAAGAGAAGCAGUUUUUGUCUCUUAAGGCCGCGUAUUUCGUGCUUAAAUUUGUCUGAGGCGUUUGAAUCGUUAAUCGUUCUUAGUAAGAGAUGCAUUGUUUUGGUCGGGCAAAGCCAGACGCGAACAGUGUUGGGAACAGUUUAUUCUCAUCGAUAUCAGCAACCAUUUCCUAUCCUUCUUAAGGAAUAAUCAAAGACACUACUAUUGAACCAUCGAUGAUCCCGUUCCUAGCAAUUGUAAAACAUGUAAUUGUAUCAUGGGCCAAGGCUGCGCGGAGGCAAGGAAAACGCAUAAUUUUCUUUUAUAUACACGGUAAAAAGAAGUAUCCACACAAACAGCUACAUUUAGUCAAGGGGUACAUAAAAUGGUGGAACAUUAUGAAUAAGGCUAUUUUAUAUGUUGUUUAUAGAGUUUUUAAUUAUUUACAUGCUUGAUGCUCACGUAAUAGAAGGAUCACACACACACACGAAAGACUUAUCAAAGAGACAUAUAAAUGGCAAGACUUUUAGUAAAGCACAGAAAGAGAGCGCUUGAAGUUUGUUACGAAACUUAGGAGAAGCAACUACAAGAAAGGAGUUAAAAUAUGAAUAGAAACCGAAAGAAGGAUACACAAAAGUAAUGCAACAGUAGUUUAAUUUAUUAAAUGAAAAUACUGUGCAGCAAUAGUAACAGCUCUAAAGCGAAGGACAAUGAUCCGUCUGCAUGAAAGAUAAGUUAGAAAAUUUUUAGUCAAAACCAUACUCUACCGCUAGUUUCGCCAUACACUUGUUUUAUCUACCUUGUUCUACACACGUAGUCGAGUAAAAAGUUGGGUUUGGUAAGUCGUUAACGAAAGUUUGCUAGCAAUACUAGUUAAAUAACGUCACGGAAUGUGGAGUGUGACAACAGGUGGUGCUGCAAAGAACAGCAAUGCUUUUUUUCUCUCAAGUCUAAACGUCACAAUUAUAUUAUCAAAUACAAUUAUGUUUUAUAUGCUUCUCUUUAAACUGUAAGUGUACAACACUUUUGCUACCGUUAAUUAAUACACUCUCACUUUCGUACAAUUCUUCACGACAUUUUCAUUGUUUGGCAGGUUGUGUCUGUGGAGCAGGAACAAAGGGAAUAAGGUUUUCUCGUACAUGUGGAGAUUAAGUCAAACGAAACGUAACAUUUGAUUCGCAACACUAGAAGUGUUGCUGGAACCAUUACCAUUGUCAAGGAAAGUCUGCAUGAACCUGCUGGAUGGAUGGAUAAUAAACUUAUUUAAUUCUUUUGUGCGACCACAGCAACCAAUAGCUAAACAGUUGAUAAUUAUUAUUAGGCAUACAAUCAACUCCAAAGAUGAUAGCAAAAGUAACUUGAAAUAGCUCAAUAAACCUACAUUCAAAUGUCCUACCUAAUUAUUCUUUGCAAUGACAAGUGUUGCGACGGGAUUAUAGUUUACGUUUGGGAUCGAAUCUACAAUUUGUUCUUGCAACAAGAGAUCUUUACAAAUGCAGUAAGCUACCAUUUGGCAUUCGGACCAGCCCUGUUAUAAAUUGCCUUUUUUAAAUGUAAAAACCCUUUUAAUGCAUGGCAACAACGCCAGAUAGGCGUUAUUGAAAGGUGUUUCUGACGAAGCGGAUUAACUAUUUAUUUUACCAUGUUAUCACUUUCAAAAUUGUGCAUGCGUUUUUAACGAGAAUCAAAUGGUUUCACAUCAAUAGUACUCCUCUACUUCGGUUCUUACCCUAGAUGAAUGAGUGUAAUUGGUCAUGGUUAAAUUGAGAGGGUUCAUAGAGAUUAUUUGCUACAUCUAAUGGAAACGUAUACUAAACCGGGUAGUAAGAAGCAUCAAGUUAGCAAUCACGUUCUAGCCCGUGCAUGGCUAUGUGAAAUGUUUUCACAUUUUACAAAUCAUACAGUUAACUUUGGUGUUUUACUAAACCCUUAAUUUAGUUGCGAUUCAAUGUGGUAUCAAUCGUCCCGCAAUUCAUAACACGAUCCUGCAAUGAACAUUCACACAAUUAUAAGUUUUCCCUGCUUUUGUAUGUGCCACAAUAAAAGAAAUCUCGUGUAAUAGGAAAGUGGAAGGAACCUGCAAGAAUUCAUGCAAUUCAUGUAACUUACUAUUGGUAAAGAGAUGUCCUCUAGAGGAGAUAGAAUGAGAAUGUAUUGUGGGUAGGCAAAAGUGUGAGAAACCACACAACAACAACCAAAAGAAACACCUAUAUUCACAAAGUGCAACUCAACUCAAAGCAAAAGCAACAACUAUUGAUAAUUUAAGCGACGAAUGGUAAACACACUGGUAACAGGAAAGCUGCGGGCGACUUUGCACCAAACUCUUCACAAAGAGCAACAAACUGAAAGCAUUACUAAACUAAAAGACUAUAAUAUUGUACGAAACCACAACACACGAACCACUUAAACCCGAUCACGAAGAGCAAUGGUAAUUAGGGCCGGAAGAUGAUCUAGAAGAUGAUUUCACAUUUGAUGCGCAUUACUUUUAAAAAGGUGCGUAAGAAAAAGGGUGUGGAGCGAGUGCAAAACUAACUAAUACACCACAAAUGUAACAGCAUUAAACGUUGAGGAAACGGAUACGUUGAAAGUGCAACAAAACUAUAGAUGAAAUGGUCGUGACAGAAUACAAGCAUCUAUACAUAUAACAGCCGGUAUGAAUCAAAGUCCGAUUUAACGGUAAAUGAACCGGUCGACUCAACAAGCAACAUAAAGUUAAAUGAAACCGAAGCUUAAAGUGUAUUGUGAGAUAUUAUAUUAAUACUAUACAUCUAUAUAUAUAUAUAUACAUACGUACACAUCGAUAUAUAUAUAUAUAUAAAGCUAUAUAUUGUAUACAGAGUAGAGUUGAUCACGCUGUGGGAGCCACAAUUGAAAUAUAGAGAUAUAAGACAUCAUAGGGAAUCAACGAGAUAUAAAGAAGAAAGAAAACUAAAUAGGAAACGCAGGGGGGAAAUUGAAGAACAAAACUUAACAGAUGUAUCGGAAAGAAGAGAUUAGAGAAAACAUCUGCAUUUUAAAGCAGCUGACGCAAUUGGGCAGAAACUAAAGCAACACACCUACGGAUCAUGAACGAAUAGAUUGAAGAGAAGUAAAGCUCGAUUUUAAGCAAACGAAGGAACAGCACAUAAAGCAACAACAAUUGACUUAGAGUUACUAUGUAAAAUAAACACACAAACACACAACCCACAACCUAGCAGCAAUGAAACGAAACGUGUAGCAAACGUGUAGUAAGUUAAACUAUAUUAAUUAGGAAACUCAACAAGAAGCAAGCAAGACAAACAAACAACUAAUGGAACACAACAGCCUCUCAACAGUGGGUGGCAACAUCUUGGUGUUACACAAUAAGUAAAAGAAACUCCUUAUUUUUUGUUUCAUUUGGAGUAUUAUUAUUAUUAUUGCAAAUGCUGUGCAAUGCAAUGCAAAAAAAAAAACGAUAAACUAAUGAAAAGGGACGAAACGGGGGUGGGGAGUUUAUUUAUGGUGAUAGACAGAAGGCACACAAAGGAUGAUGUGACCAAAAAAAUGAAGGGAAGAGAAUCGCGCUUGCAGGUUGCCCUUUGGGAUUAACGGCCGCAGGAUUGUAUAAAAAAAAACUGAAACAGAAACACAAAUUCGUAACAGAGUAGAAUUGUAAAUAAAUUCUAUAUACACAGUACUAGUAUAUACCAUUAA